CAUUUGUUAUCAAAAAUAACGGAAAUUAAACAAGAAAAUUGAAGAAAAUUAUUAUCGUCGUUUAUCGUCAUACGUUAUGUUUCUCUAUUUUCAAUAAAAUGGCUAAAAAUCAAACAGAAAAUGAAGAUUUUGAAGAGGCAAACACUAUUACUUGCGAAUUGGAAUCAGACACUACCGUUUGCCAGCUACCGUGGGGAGCAGUGGUGGAAAAGUGGGACUUUCCCGAAAAUAUUCAAAUCUCGCCUCACACCAAACCCGGGGAGUUUGUGUUGCAAACUUUGUUCGGAGAGUACACUAUAUUAGCUCAAAGACGCGUAGAGGCCGUUUUCCAGCCACCUUCUCGGCGGGAACUACCUCUCCAUAAAAUCUUAAUGAGAGGACAACACGGCUUGGAAGACAUUCAAUUUGAGCAAAUUCUUGUCUCUUUUGGAUCUUUAGCAGAGCAUUGUCUUCCUUCGCUAACAUAUUCUAUUCUUCGAUGGCACCAAAAACAAAAUCCCAAUAGUUUGGUUCAUAAAACCACACUUGUUAAACAAAGAGACGAGAAAGAAUCCAAUUUCGACGCUCAACUGCGUAGAAAUGUAAAAGUUUUAAAACAAUUACCAUUACAUCCCGGUCACAACACUAACGUCAAUGAUAUUCUAAGUCAGGCAUUUAGAUGGUUCAAGCUAUAUGAAGGAGCCCAACUACAAUCUCAGGCCAACGCCAACAACUAUUUUUACAUGGCUGAUUUAUUUGCUGAGCUUGUUGGUGUUAUAGCUCAAUCAAGAUUUGAUGCCGUCAUCAGUCGCUUUUUAACUGAAUGGAAAGAACUGAAUAAGGAACCAAAACCGGCAUCAUUCAUUAAAUUGGCUAUCUCUUUAUUAAGAGGACUGAAAUUUUUCAGAGUAAAGAUGCAUCCUAUUGAAGAUUUUGUUGCAUGUUGUCAAUUUUUACAAGAAAUAGGAAAAAUGUUUCUUGAGGCUAAAGAGAAAGAAGUUAAGCAUGGAAUAGCGGGUUUACUAAGUGAAAUUCUUAUACACGUAGCCGCAGCUGUAAAGAAUGAAGUAAACUUUAAUGUUCCUGCACUACAACAAUUUGUAGAAUUACUGUAUAAUAAUACACUUGAUUUAUGUGCAAAGAGGAAACACGUUUUGCAAUUAUGCCCAAUGCUGACUUGUAUACUUUGUAUAAGUAAAAAACAAGUAUUUUUAAAUAAUCUACCACCAGUGCUAUCUAUGAUUCUACAACAUUUAAAAAAUAGAGAUGAAAAGAUAUCCCGUAUGGCUUUGGAAAGUUUAGUUAGAUUAUUAUGGGUUUACGUUAUUAGAAUAAAAUGUGAGAGCAACCAAGCGACUGCGAGCAGAUUACAAUCAAUAAUUCAUAGUCUCUUUCCGAAAGGCUCUCGUAUUGUAACGCCCCGUGACGCUCCGCCAAUUCUCUUCGCUCGCAUCAUUCAAUUUAUAGCCCAAUAUCGUAUCGACUUCGCUGUGGGCGAAGUGAUUUACGACCUUCUAAGUGUUGGAAAGGGUUCGAAGACAACCCUUAUGCCAGAAAGGAUGAUAAUAGGUCUGCGUGCAUUUCUAUACAUAACUGAUGACUUGGAGCAGAAAGAUGAACCUCAAAUGCCUACAACAACUGCUGUAUUUCCCUCGGGUCACACUAUGAAAAUUAAGAAGACUCUUUUAAUACAAAGUAUGUCAGAGGAGACUAUGAGAAGUAUAGGUAUUGUACAAUACUUUUCAAAAGUACGAUCGGCUUAUGGUUCAAUAUUAAAAUUACUUGAUCAACAAAUUGGGAAACCGUGCCUAAGAACAAAAGGAGAUGUAGAAUUUGCGGGAGAUAGAAAGCAAAAAGUGGAAUUUUUUAGAAAUUGUGUACGAAUUAUUCCAAGAUUACUCCCGAUCGAUUUUCAAUUUAACGAAUUAGUUGUACUAUUGAGUCGUUUAACUGUUCACGCCGACGAUGAACUUGCAAAGGGUGCGUGCAACGUUUUGGGAAUAUUAAUUAUGGAACAUACGUGCAAUAGUCACAUUGUAAUAGAAGAAUUUCUUCACUUCAUUGAAUCAGAAUUGACUGAUUCUUUUACUAAUCUUGUCGAAAUUUCUGUUAAGCGACUUAUCGAUCCGCUUUUGAAAAACUGGGUAAAGAGUAUAGAAAAACAGACAGCAUCUUCUAGGCCACCUACUUUGGAGAGAAAGGAAAAUGGCCAAAUUUAUCCGGAAAAAGAUGCUCUGCUGGUGAAGGAUCAACUUAAGGUUUUAAGGAAAGUUGACGGAUUUGCUCUUAUUCUAUUAUGUAGUCAAAAUCCUCACAUUAAGAAAGGAGCCGUUGCCGUGUUAAAAGAAAUCAGGCAUAUUAUGGAUUUAUUAGAGAUUCGAAAUGUUGGGGAACCUUGCGUGCUCGAUGUCGUAGAAAGCUCCUGCUCGACUAUUAUCGAAAAGCUUCUAUCUCAUUCGGUUCUACCAAACCCAGAAAGGAAUUACUUAGAAAAUACAACAAAUAUUGAUUUUGCUGGUAUUCUAGACAGGACUUGCGUAGUAUGGACAAAUUACGCCAAGUUCGAGACGAAACAGUAUUUAGGAAUGCCGUCCAUACUAUCUAGGACAAGCUUCGAGCCGUAUAUUGAAGUAUUAUCAAUUAUAAUGAGAAAAGAGUUUGUACUGGGUAAAUGCGAAACUGCAGUAUCUUAUGCUUGGCCUCUUCUUCAUUCGAGAUUACAGUAUAUUUUCCAGCAGCAUGUCGAUCCAAAUUUAUUAGUGAAUGAAGGUAGAAUUCUUGGAACUGUAAGAGGACCUUCAGCCGACGUUAAAAAAAUUAGAACUUCAGAAAGAGAUUAUUACAUGAAAUUAUGGCAAAAUUAUAUAACUAUGGCAUGUUGUUUGGCCCCACCGUUCUUACAUUCGAGAUUUGCUUCACCCGAACGCGGAAAUGCUUCUCCAGAAAGUUCAGGAUCAGAGAAGAGCGAGAAAUUUACCAGAAACGACUGCUCUGCUAAAGAUUUAUUCAAAUUAUUAGUUCCACUAUUAAAAAGUGAAGGCAUUGAUAUGAAAGAAUCGGUUGUAGUUAGUCUUGGUCAUUGUAGUGCUGAUGCUUUGGGGAAUUUAAUUAGUGAAUUGAAACCGCUAAUGAGAGAAGCUUGUACAAUAAAGAAAACUGAGAGACAAACGGCAAGAAAGCGACGAGAUUCGCUUCGUUUGUGUCUUAUGCAAAUAUUUCAAUAUAUUGCCGAGCACGGCCAUUUCGUUGAAUGCGAUGAAAGUCUUAUGGAUUUUAUGAGAGACUCUUUGCGAUUCCUAGAGUCUGAUGGCGAUAAGGAUACAACGCAAGAGAUUCGAGUUCAUUUUUGUCUAUUUGUACGCUACUUGAUAGCUAAUACGGCAUUGGAUCGUCGAACCAACUUCUUACCAGCUGAUCUUCACCGCGAUUUAUAUAAAACUCUAAGAUCGUGGAGCGGCUCUCUAGGAACGGACAAUAUUAAUAAGUCGGUUGAAUAUAGUGAAUUAGAAUUAGCCGCCGUUCAAGCGAUGGCAAAUGUACUCUGUUGCGGUACAAUCUUUAACAAAGACCUUUUGAACGAGGGAAGUAACUGUAACAUUUAUUUCUGGUUAAAUUCUUUGCUGGAUCAUCAAAAUGAAAAGAUUUUCGGCCUAGCUCAAGAGACUUUAAUCUUGCUUAUGGAAUUUAAUCAAGAUAUACCAGGUAUCUUGGAUUGGAUCAUUGAAAGAUGUUAUGAAUCAAAUUCUGUGGAGGUGUCGGAACUAUGUUUUGAGUGUUUAACGACUGUCUUUAGCAGUAGGGAAUAUCCUUGUUUCCAUAUUGCAGUACUAAAUGUUGCCUUGUUGAAUUUGGGUUCGGCUAGGAUAAGAAUAAGGGAGAUGGCAUUGCAGUUGUUCCAUUUAUUGUAUAAAAGAUUUUAUGAGGAAGAAGUUGCCAAUUCAAAUUAUUAUAAAGAAAAGAUAAAAAAGAAUUACGAAGAAACUUUGUUCGUUGGCCCUUUCUCACAAAUGAACGCUUCCCAAACCUUAGCUUAUUUGCUACCUGAUUUAACGCUGUCCAUUUUUAGUGAGAUAACUCAAAGAGUUCCCAAUGCAAGAUCAUCUGUCCGAAGAUCGUUAUUACAAUACGUUCUCCCAUGGCUGCACAAUUUAGAACUUGUAGAUCCUAACUUACCAGAUCCGAUAAAUUUGAACGACGACAAACAAGAUUCUGAAUUUGAAAGAUCUUUUCUUAAGGGAGAGGGUUGGGGUUCACCGGAGGCUACUCAGCUAGUAUUAAAUAAUUUGUUUCAUAUUACUGCCGAAUUUGGCGAUCGGUAUCCUCACGAAAUGGAAGACUUAUGGGCUGCUCUAGUCAGAUAUUGGCCUGGUAAUUUGCGUGUCAUAGUAAGAUAUAUUAUUAUUUUGAUGGGUAUGGCUCCAGUAAGAUUACUCACUCACGCUAAAAGAAUAAUUGUCUAUUUGGGACGGGCUAGACCAGAGAAGUUAGUGGACGAAAUGAUGAAUGAACUCGGGAUAAUUGAAGCGUUAACGUUCAAUGUCGAACGUACUCAAACACCUCCUUUCUUUCGUUUAACAAACGCUACUAAAAGAUCUAAUUCUAACAUUUUAGAAAUAAGUAAACAAGAAUUUAUAACAGAAUCAAAUAUUUCAUCAGUGACAAGGCCAAGAUAUCAUGUUGAUGAGGGAUCGGGAGAAACAACGUUAAGGCUAUCUUUAUCGGAAGCUACAACGAGAACUGGUUCGACGGUGUCAUUAAAGAGUGAUGUUUCAGCCGUUUCAAUGGCCACACUAAGAACAAAUAUUGAUUCAACUAUCAAUUUAGAGGAAGAAAGUCGUGAAUCCACUUCACCAAAGGAAGAGGAACCUCACCCACUUCCCAUGCCCGCUUAUGGUGGAUAUUACGCUCAGCUAUCAAAAUAUUUACCAAACAGCAGUGAAAGUCUGCCUUCUCCACCUUAUCAUAGAUGUAAUCUAGCCGUUAUGCUAGUUACUGAUUUAGUUAUCGAUGGAUUACCAGUCGAUUGGAGCGUCCACUUGCACCUUAUGUUGCAUAUAAUUAUGCUUGGCAUGGACAACAACAAACCAAUAAUACACGAACAUUGUAAAAAAUUAUUGAUUAAUCUUCUAUUAAUCAUGACAUCCAAGUCUGAUUUAUGUUCGGUUGCUAGAAUAAUUUUAUCAAAUUCAAAUAGCCGAAUUCCAACUUAUCUAUCAAAACCCGGGAUAAAUGACAAGGAAUAUUCGUUUUUAGAAUUUCCUCAAGAUAUAGAGAGAGACGAAGAGCAAGUUGAAGAGACAGAAUUUGAUCAGGACGAUUUCGGUACAAUUAUACCGUCGUCAAUAAGGCAGUCUACAUUGAGCGUUGUAAGCGCUGCAACUAUUACACCAGAGAAUGCAUUGGAUGAAACGCCUAGGAAUGGUAAUUCCAACUCGUUAAAUAUACCUAAUGUUUGUGAAGAAAGUCGAGAUCUUAUUCAAUAUUUAAUGACUCGGAAAAAGCGUCCUUUAUGGGCGUACGAGGAUAUAACGGCUAAAAUGCAUUUAAUUCGCAGUUCCAGUCAAUUACAGGCAUUUUUACGUCAUGUCGUUCAUAUAUUUAAUUGUUGUGUACCUGCCGCUCAUGUCGAAGAACGUUGGGCUGAAUUAGCUUUGCAGAAAGCUCUAUCCUGCCCCUCAAGACAUUUGGCUGGAAGGAGUUUUCAAAUAUUACGUUCGUUACACGUUCAAGUAACUUCGAAUUGGAUAGCGGAUAUGCUUAAUCGUCUUAUUGACACUGUUGGAGACGGGGGUGACGAGAUGCAAGGUUACGUCAUUGAGAUUAUGCUAACACUUAUCAACUUUGUCAACACUGUAAAUUUGGAACAGAGAGGAAUCGCAAAGGAAUUAUUUAUGUCAACACCGAAUUUAAAUAAAGAUUUACCAAGGGAUACAAAUCACGAGAAAUCGGAAACUGUCGCUAUUAGGCGACCUGCUAUACAACAUAAUCAUAGUAAAAGCUGUACUAUAUCAGCUAGAAGAGCUAUCAUAUCAGCACCACCCGGUUCUGACUUGCAAUGGAGUAAAGCCAGUCAAGAGAAGAAAAAAUCUAAUCGGGUCAGUCAACACGAACCCGAUAUGAGGCAAAAUGAACAAAAUAUGCAUAGGUGUAAAAGUGCUCAAGCUUUGCAAACUUUACACGAUGCUGCGUCGGAAGAUAAAUUGACUAUUGUUGUUCAAAUUUUCUGGAUUGCAGUUUCGAUGCUAGAAUCGGAUCUUGAACAUGAAUUUCUACUUGCGGCAAGACUUUUAGACGAAGUUUUGGAGCAUAUUAAAUUUGAUCAUAUAGAAUGUCGUGAGAAGUUGGAUAAAGUAUUACAACAAUUAAAGUGGACAACCUAUCCAGGAGUUCAAGCACUCUUGCUAAAAGGUUGCACUUUACAAAAUAGCGGAGCUGAUAUCACCUGGAAAUUAUUACCAAAAUUAACGGAGCAUGUAUCGUAUGAAGUUGUUGUUGCUGAUCCUUUACAAACGUCCGGAUUUGCUUUAAAUAUUAUUGCGCAAUUACCCCAAUUAGUUUGUCAUUACGAAGACCCACCGCCUUCUUGUAUUACUGCUGCCGAAAUUAUAUCAAAAGAGUGCCUAAGGCAAAGCGACAAACUAGAACAUCUCGCAACUGUAAUGACUCUAUAUAGUAGGGGAACUUUUUCGAGAGAUAGUCUUCAAUGGACCAAAUGCGUUUUGAAAUAUCUUUAUGAUGUUUAUUCCCAUGUAGGAUCAAACAUGGUCAUAUUACUCGUAGAGAUGUUAUGCAAGGGUCCGCUAUACUUGCAACAAUCUGUAUUGCAGAUACUGCAGUGUAUUGUUCAUUUUACCGAUUUGUCAUCGAAUUCUAAUUCAAUUGAUUCUCAUUUAUUAAAAAUUCUUUGCAAGUUUGUCGAAGAACCUAACUGGAAAGAAUCGUUGAAAAUAUUGAAUUUAUGCGUGAAAAAAUCUUCUAUCUUACAUACUCCCGAAAACACUUAUUCACCCUCGGGUUCUAAAAAGGAACUUCCCGGUAGAACUAUGGAUUUCGAUUUCUAUAUCGACCAAAUUCCGGUUAUUGAUUUCGCUAAAAGAAAAGUGGAAAUAGCUGAAAAUUCAGCUCAAGCAGUUCAAUCUCCGUCGCCUCCAGAGAAAAAGAGUAGAGAACGUCUUAUUGCACUGUCAACUUCCUACGGACAUCAAAGGGCAGCCCUACCCAAGAGUCCGUCUGUAAUUUUCAGUCAGUCCUCUGAUAAUAACGAGAAAUUGGCAAGUAUUUGCUCCAGUAGCGAAGCCUCCUCACAAGUUGAAGGUGAGAGAAAAGAUGAUGCUAGUAGUAACGACUACGGUAGUGUAUUCCGGAGUUUCCAAUUCCUGGAAGAUGAAUCCGAUAGUCAAGAUGAUAAACAGUGGAAUUGGGGUAUGAGUAAAUCUGUGGAUGAUGACCUAGAUAAUUUACACAAUAAGAGUCUAACUGAUGCGACAACUUCCGAAAGUUACAAAGACGAUAGUUCUGAUGACGAUAAUCAAUCGGCAACAAUAGCGGCUGAGGACCUGGGUGCUUGCUCACAAAUAUCUCUACCAAAUACUGGGUUAGAUAGCAAUGAAGAUCAUAGAAGCAUGGCAUCGUCACCCGACCCUGAAAGCUCAACUAGCGAUGAUCAGAUGGAUAGUUCACGAGCAGUCUCUCCACUCUCUAUUGAUAUUUUACCGACUCUUGGCAGUUUUCAUUCCCUGGACAUUGGUGAAUCGGAAGCGCAAUGGAAAGUCCAUGUAAAUUCUCUAAUCUCCGAUGCCACGGGCGCAAGAGCCAUGUAUACUCAUCAGCUAUUUGCAAGAUUGUUUUUUGAAUUGUGUUUAAAUCUAUAUCAUAUAACGAGGGAAGCUUGUCAUGAAAUAGCCAAAUGUGAUUCCUGCAGAACAAUUGCUGAAUGCUUAACCUCCUUGCAAGAAAUGGAAAAAGAUGAACUGGAAUGCCCUUUCGUUUUUGUUGAUCCUGAGACGUUAAUAAAAUCCAAAUUUCUACAAAAACACAAAUAUGGAAUGUUGGAAUUGUCGGAAAAUUUCGAUACAUACCUACUUCAUUUAGAACAGGCAAGCAAAUCUUACGAUAAGAUAAAGAGGGCUGACGAAUCCGAUUUGGACGAUUUAAGAUAUUCAUGCGCUAAACACUUUUACAAAGUUCAUUUUCAAUUAAUUCAAUUAUACGAAGGAUAUUUAAAAUUUAUUAGAUCUUUUUCAACUCUGAAAAAGGCAUCUCACAUUGUCGAUAUGAGUGAUGAAAUAAGAAGAUUAAGAAUUUCGUUGAAAGAAGCGUCGAAGUGUGAAAAAGAGGAGAGAAAUUUAGAGUUGAAUAUUUCGGCUAAAGAAGCUAGAAGAAUUAUUGUAGAGCAUAUUAAUGAUGGUCGUUACGCCUUAGCUAUUCAAUUCCAUAGGCAAUGUAAAUCGAUUUUUAAACCGAUUUAUGAUGAAGAAGUUGACGAUUUAGCCUUAAUCUAUUGCAAUCAAACAUCAGACAACAAACCAGGAGUUUUGGUUGUGAUUGAUAGAGAAUUACAGGAAGAUAACGAUUUACAAGGUAAACUAAUGGAUUUGAGAUUACAGUUGCAACUCUCUAAUUGGACUGGAUCUUCAAGAAACCCUUCAAUGCAAAACUUGAAUAUUUAG
Dimorphilus gyrociliatus is the source of this 8648-nucleotide messenger RNA. Lineage: Eukaryota; Metazoa; Annelida; Polychaeta; Dinophilidae. The record is from the annotation of a GenBank genome assembly.